This is a messenger RNA of Leptonychotes weddellii (Weddell seal), 460 nucleotides long. The record is from RefSeq and is a predicted model, not a curated record. Lineage: Eukaryota; Metazoa; Chordata; Mammalia; Carnivora; Phocidae.
CCUUGCCCAGGGUCCGCUGAUCCGCGGGCGGGCGGUCGAUCGCGCGGGCGCGGCACCUGCGGGCAGGAGCGUCUGGCUGCCGUAGCGCCGGACAGCCCGUCCCCCAGCUGCUGCUGAGAUGAGUGCAGUGUCGGAGCCCCAGGCCGCCCACAGCACCCUGGAGAAGCCGCCCAGCACCGCGAUCCUGUGUAACACCUGCGGGAAUGUGUGCAAGGGGGAGGUGCUAAGGGUCCAGAACAAGUACUUCCACAUCAAGUGCUUCGUCUGCAAAGCAUGCGGCUGUGACCUGGCCGAGGGCGGCUUCUUCGUGCGGCAGGGCGAGUACAUCUGCACGCGGGACUACCAGCGGCUGUAUGGGACCCGCUGCUUCAGCUGCGACCAGUUCAUCGAGGGCGAGGUGGUGUCGGCGCUGGGCAAGACCUACCACCCCGACUGCUUUGUGUGCGCCGCGUGCCGGUGA